UGGAGCUGCGAUUCUAUUUGAUUUGUUGCCCGAGGCAUCGUGCGAAAGCUGCUUUAGAAUUAAAUGAUAAAUUAAAUAAUAGCUCGCAGAGUUAAUCGCACUGAAAACAGCAGACAAUUUUGUGGGCAUUUAAUGAAUUAAUUAGCUUGAAUCCCUUUUGGCAUAAGUUAGACCAGUAAAUUGGCAAAGUUUGCAUUGCGCAUUGUGUAAAAACUUGGGGCUACACCACAAGCACAACUAUCAAAAUUGAUUGCUUUCACAUGGAUAGCAAUUCGGUGAGUCCCCUGCCUCCCAUGGCCGUGAUGGAAAGUGAGAAAACGCCCCCCGGAACGCCCAAUGGCGAUAUGCCGCCUCCGCCGGAUGAGAAACGCUAUGAGGAGGAUCCGGAUAAUGCAUGGAACGCCUGCUCCUGGUGCGAAUACAUGCUGAUCGUGAUACUAUCGACCAUACUGCUGGUGGGCGUGCUCAUCCUCACACUCUUCUGGGUGAUGUUCUAUCGCAAUGGCUUCGCCUGGACAGACAAACCUCUGCAGCAGUUCAAUCUGCAUCCCAUACUCAUGAUAGCGGGCUUUGUAACGCUCUCCGGAUUUUCUAUCUUGAUUUAUCGACUGUGCCGUUGCAUGAAGCACAUCUAUGUGAAGCUGAUUCACAUGUUCUUCCAUGCCAUUGCGAUACCCUGCAUUGCCCUCGGCUUCCUCUCCGUCUUUGACUCGCACAAUGCAUUGCAAAAGGUGAAUUUCUACAGUCUGCACUCGUGGCUGGGUUUCGUGACAAUGGGCAUGUUUGUGCUUCAAUUUGUAAUUGGUUUCUUCAGCUUUCUGGUGAUGCUCUGCUGUGAGAACAAGACCUAUAGCUGCCGCUCGGCCAUGGUGCCCAUCCAUGCCAGCUUCGGUUUGGCCAAUUUCUGGCUGGCCAUUGCCACAUCCGUCACGGGUAUCAUUGAGAAGGAACGCGAGACCGCCGAAGAUCCAAACUUGAGUGCGGAGAACAGACUCAUUGAGCAUUAUAUUACGAGUGCGAUAGGCAUCACAUUGGUUGUCAUUGGCAUCAUAGUCACCUUUGCCGUGCGAAGGACCAACGCUCCUGCCUCCGCCAAGGUCUAUGUCACCGAGCGCAUUUAGAUGUUGGGAUUGAAUGCCAUGCCACGCCCACGACGACUACGCCCACAUACCACAGCCAGUGUUAUGCAGAAUAGGCUUCUAUUUUAUAUGUUCCACUUCUCGAAGCAUAUAAAUGUAGCUGUGCAAUUAAAAAUUUGAUACAUAAAAUCAUUGUUGUGUUAGCACAAAUGAAACACA
Drosophila albomicans is the source of this 1298-nucleotide messenger RNA. RefSeq lists its product as uncharacterized. Gene Ontology annotation, molecular function: oxidoreductase activity. The record is from RefSeq and is a predicted model, not a curated record. The transcript has 6 exons. The coding region runs from base 261 to 1121 and encodes 286 amino acids. NCBI's taxonomy places the organism in Eukaryota, Metazoa, Arthropoda, Insecta, Diptera, Drosophilidae.